Molecule: messenger RNA, 2565 nt
Organism: Gastrolobium bilobum
Lineage: Eukaryota; Viridiplantae; Streptophyta; Magnoliopsida; Fabales; Fabaceae
Exons: 13
Coding region: 150-2351 (733 amino acids)
Biological process (GO): regulation of telomere maintenance
Cellular component (GO): nucleus
Source: RefSeq, a predicted model, not a curated record
CAACCGUAGAGCUUGGACCGUUAAAACUCCACCAUAAUAUUCAUUAUCUGGUUCACUGUUAUUCCGGUCUGGUUCUGGUGGUCGUCGUAGUUGAAAAUCACAUAGAGAAGAGCUAGGGUUCCAAGAAAAUCAAUCGGUGAAUCUCCGUAAUGGAUCGUCAAUGGCGUCCUAGUCCAAGACCAGUGUGCCCUACUUGCUCAAUCUCACACUUGCCCUUUUGUCCUCCUCCUCCACCCACCACCUAUUACCCCCAACCAUUCCAAGGGGAUCACUCCUUUCACACGCGCCCUUUCCCUUUUCCUAAUUGGCAACCCUAUCAGCAACAACCUAACGGCAGUUACCUCGCCGACGGCGACAGAAACUUCAAGAGACCCAGAAUCGACGAUGACCUAAACCCUCCUCCUAUCAAUUUCUCCGACGACGAGCGUAGAUUGAAGUUGAUUCGGGAUCACGGCGUUGCCCUUGCUAACCCACCUCAACCUCAAGACCUUCAUCACAGUUAUGUUGGACCCGUGCGGCCCAAUCAAAACGGGUUUCGUUCAGAUUCAGGACACGAUGCCUUUCAGAAUGGUCAACUCAAAACUUCUUCGUACCCUUACCAUGGUUAUGGAACCAGUAGUUUAGACCCAUUGCAGCGUGUUCCUGACGUUUAUCAUGCUCACACUCCUCAUAGGGAGAUGAAUGUACCUUACGAGCAGAUACAACAACCCCAUGAUUUUGGUCCCUUUGCAAAUGCGCAUGAGGAAGGAAAUCAGACCCAACAUAAGUUGAAUGGAAGAGUGGUUCAUUAUCCCUACCCUUACCCUACCAGUGGCAGCAACAGUUUUUCUGAGAGUAUGGGUCAAAUGGAGGCUUCAAUGUUCUUCAGGGGCCAGCCUCCUCUUCCUUCUUCGCCGCCACCCCCUCUUCCCAUGGAUCCACCCAUCAAUCAAUCUUCUUCACAGUUAAAUACUUACUUUUCUCCACCCAAGAAAUCACAUUCUCUUUUUCCUGUUCCCAUGAGUUCCUCUGCCGUGACUCCUGAAGCUCACCCUGUACCCCAGCAAUAUUUUCACAGUAAACCCCUUCCAGAAUUUUCCGCUGGCUUUCCUCCAGAGGAACAUUUGAAGCAGUACUUGGGAGAUGGCCAACCUUUUUCACUAAACCAAUUUUCUGCUGAGAAACCUAAAUUUAUUGAUGCUUCCCACUUAUUUCGGCACCCACAUCGAGCUUCCCGUCCUGAUCAUUUUGUGGUCAUCUUUCGAGGUCUUCCAGGUAGUGGUAAGAGUUACUUAGCAAAGAUGUUGCGUAAUCUUGAGGUUGAAAAUGGUGGCGAUGCUCCACGAAUUCAUUCUAUGGAUGAUUAUUUUAUGACUGAGGUUGAAAAGGUUGAGGAUAACGAUGCAUCAAAAUCUUCAAGUUCAGGCCGAAACAAGAAGCCUGUAAUGAAAAAGGUCAUGGAGUAUUGUUAUGAACCUGAAAUGGAGGAGGCUUAUCGGUCAAGCAUGUUGAAAGCAUUCAAAAAAACGGUUGAGGAGGGAGUUUUCACAUUCAUUAUCGUGGAUGACCGCAAUCUGCGGGUAGCUGAUUUUGCUCAAUUUUGGGCAACUGCAAAGAGAUCGGGGUACGAAGUUUACAUUUUAGAAGCUACUUACAAGGACCCUGUGGGUUGUGCGGCAAGGAAUGUCCAUGGAUUUACACAAGAAGACAUAGAAAAGAUGGCUGGGCAAUGGGAAGAAGCUCCAUCAUUGUAUCUGAAGCUUGAUGUGAAGUCAUUAUUUCAUGGAGAUGAUCUGAAGGAAAGCAGAAUUAAGGAGGUAGACAUGGAUAUGGAAGAUGAUGUUAGCGAUGCUUUACCUGCAGUGCAAGGAAGCGAAGAUGAGAAAGUUGUUGACCCUCCUGUCAGGGAUGAUGCAAGUUCCUUAAAGGAUGGGAAGAGAUGGGAUGCUGAAGGGGAACAUCCAACGGAAGUCAGAGAAUUGGGUAAAAGCAAAUGGUCAGAAGAUUUUGGUGAAGAUGACAUUGAAAAAACUGAAGGUAUGAAGGGCAAUAUUAAUGCUCUGUCUGGGUUAAUUCAUCAAUAUGGCAAGGAACGAAAAACUGUACAUUGGGGUGAUCAGGUUGGCAAGACAGGGUUUUCAAUAGGCGCUGCAAGGAAGGUAAAUGCUUUGUCUUUAGUGAUUGGACCUGGUGCUGGAUACAACCUGAAGUCAAAUCCAUUACCUGAAGAGGAGAGUCCAACCCGUAAUAAUGUGGAGCCAAAGAAGCACAGCAUAUUUGAAGAACGAAUCCGGGCCGAACGUGAAUCUUUCAAAGCUGUUUUUGACAGGAGACGACAACGGAUUGGUGGGCUUGAUGUGGAGGAGGAGUGAUUCAGAAUUUUGGUUUACUUAAUGUGAUUCAUACGGAUAGAUUGAAUUCAUUCCUUCAUGUAUUGGACUAGUUUAUGUAAAAGAAGAAAGUUGAAUUGUUUGGUUCGCUGUAAAAUGAACAUGAUGUUCCCAGCCUCAGUUUUUUGUGAAUGAUGUAAAAUUUUAUUCGAAGAUUGAUAUGAAAUGUAUAUACCUGAUAUGAUAAGGUGAAGUC